AUCAGAAAAACUUUUAUUACAAGAAUCAAAAAAUAUAAUAAACCAAGAUUAACAUAGUAUUUAUUACGUUUAGUUUUGUCAGACCGAAGCCCAUUAAGAAGUCCUGACAAUACCAAUAGAUGGUUUUGCCAUGUCAUCUCUUAUUGUUUACCAACAUUCGCCCAAUGCUGUCCUAUUUGCUCCUGGUGUUGGGUGCCUUUUGCUGUCCGUCGGUUUUUGGAGACUGCGAUGACGACGGGAAACAACGAUGUAUGGAAUGUGAGACAAUAGACUUCAGCCUUAAUGAUGCAUACUGCAAACAACCUCUAUUUGUAAAUUUCCUGCCCAAUACCGAGCGUCACUGUUUGAUUGACAACAUCUGCUACACCUACUUCCCUCUGCCGGACGACCCAUACACUUUUAACCUGUACAGGGCUAUUGUCUUCUGUGAUGGUUCAACAAUUAUCGAAACUACAAUAGUAACAGAAUUGGAAAUCGGAAGAUACAGAGGAGGAGAUCCCUACUGUACAUUCACUUCCAACGUUAUCGGAUAUGCUGGAUGUGAUACAUACGUGAUGUACCGGUGCCUACUCUUUGGAGAGUGUACUGAAGACUCCCAGGUUGUUGUGUACGGGCUUUCGCCGAGCUGUCUUCCCUUGGGGAUUUCUUGCACUCAGAAGGUGGCCCAGAUCGUGGAGGAUGCUGGAUUCCCUGAGAUAGAGUUCAUCGCUCUCCCUAUGAAGUUACCUAACCGAUGUGUCACGGAGCAGAUUUGUGUCAACAACAUUGAAGGGAACUUCUUCAGAGCACUUAAUUUACCACUUCCUGAACCUCAAUCUCGUGUAGGUUUUAUUAAUAAAUUUGUUUAACAAA
Messenger RNA from Homalodisca vitripennis (glassy-winged sharpshooter), 852 nucleotides. RefSeq lists its product as uncharacterized. Lineage: Eukaryota; Metazoa; Arthropoda; Insecta; Hemiptera; Cicadellidae. Bases 120 to 848 code for a protein of 242 amino acids. The record is from RefSeq and is a predicted model, not a curated record. The transcript has 6 exons.